GGGUUUCUGAUGACAACUGCAGGGAAAGCUUGGACCGCUGCAAAGCCCUUCUCCAUCUCCUAGAGUAGACCUGGGACCUCUCUGAGUACAGAACUGGAAUCAUAAGGGAAACUGAACCCCUACCAGGACAAAGCCCUGAGAGCCCCCUUCAAAGAGAAGCCCUCCACUCAGCAGCAAGCCCCACCCUGUGAGUGGGGAAAUUCAAGUCACCAAGAGCAGCCAUCAUUACCCCAAGUGCAGCUUGAGGCAUCAGGAAACCUGCAGCCCCCUGAGAACAGACAUUUAAGCCACCACCUACACCCCCACCCCAACAGCAGGGCCUGAAUCACCAGGAACCCCCAACCCUUCAGAGUGGAGCUUUUGUUUUCUGCAUCCCUCCUUCCAAAGGGGCAUUUGAGUCAGCACUAAACACCUUGAAUGACAAGUCACUUGUCAUUCCUUAUGGAUAGACCUUGAGUCACCAUCGGCUCCUGAGAGGAGAGCUCAAGUUGACUGGGGUCUGCCAAAAUCAGAGCUCAAGGCAACUAAGAACCUCCUGGAGAGGGGAGUGUGAGAUAAUGGGAAUCCUGUUCGAAAGUGCAGCUUCAGUCUCCAGAGUUCCCAUUUCUGGAGCAGAAUAUCCAUCCACAGAGCCUUUGCUGUUCUUUAGACUAAGUAGUAAGAGUGGGGAAGAUGCCCUUUAAGCCAGGAUUACAGAAGAGUAUUCCUCUUGCUUCAUUUCUGGGGACGUCCUGAUUUCCUCCAGCUUCACAUCCUUGCAGACAUCCUCUAGGUUCGGAAUUAAAGCCCCCAACCUCGUGUACAGCAAAGUGGGGAUGAAGCCUUGAGUCUAUUGCCAAGUAUCACAGAGCUCCCAUUCCAGUGUGGGACCUCCCUCUCUACCCCGAGAUGAUUUUGCAGCAGUGAUGGGAAAUCUGCUGCAGGUGUGACGUGCCCUCCCUGCAAGGAUGCUCUAUUGUACCUGCAUAGCUCAGAGUGAAUCAUUUGGAUAUCCAGGAGGCUCUGACGGAUACAGAAUGCACAUAAUCAAGAGAGAGGAUGAAGAUGAGACGCCACAAGCUCUUUUUGACUCUCUGCAUGGCUGGUCUCUGCCUCAUUUCCUUUCUGCACUUCCUCAAGGCCCUCUCUUAUGUCACCUUCCCCCGGGAGCUGGCUUCACUUAGUCCCAACCUUGUCUCCAGCUUCUUCUGGAACAAUGCACCGGUCACGCCACAGGUCAGUCCUGAGCCGGGGGGACCCGAGUUCCUCCGCACACCACUUUACUCCCACUCACCCUUGCUCCAGCCCCUGUCUCCCAGCAGAGCCAGUGAGGAGCUACACAGAGUUGAGUUUGUUCUGCCAGAAGACACAGCAGAGUAUUUUGUCCGUACCAAAGCCGGUGGCGUCUGCUUCAAACCAGGCACCAAGAUGUUGGAGAAGCCACCAGUGGUCCGGCCAGAGGAGAGAUCAGGUGGUGCUGCGUCUGGGCGGUCAGCCCGCAAGCCGCUGAGCGCCAGUGGGACCAAGCGGCGCAAGUGGGUGGAAUGUGUGUGCUUGCCUGGCUGGCAUGGUCCAAGCUGUGGGGUGCCCACUGUGGUCCAGUACUCAAACCUGCCCACCAAGGAUAGGCUUGUGCCACGGGAGACACCCCGGCGGGUCAUCAAUGCCAUCAAUGUCAACCACGAGUUUGACCUCCUGGACGUCCGCUUCCAUGAGUUGGGCGAUGUGGUAGACACCUUUGUGGUCUGUGAGUCUAACUUUACAGCAUACGGCGAGCCACGCCCGCUCAAGUUCCGUGAAAUGCUGCUCAAUGGCUCCUUCGACUACAUCCGCCACAAGGUGCUGUAUGUCUUCCUGGACCACUUCCCCCUCGGCGGGCGCCAGGAUGGCUGGAUUGCCGACGACUACCUGCGCACCUUCCUGACCCGGGAUGGCAUCUCCCGCCUCCGAAACCUGCGCCCGGAUGAUGUCUUCAUCAUUGAUGAUGCGGAUGAGAUCCCAGCCCGUGAUGGCGUGCUCUUCCUCAAGCUCUAUGAUGGCUGGACAGAACCCUUUGCCUUUCACAUGCGCAAGUCCCUCUAUGGCUUCUUCUGGAAGCAGCCAGGCACCCUGGAGGUGGUCUCUGGAUGCACAGUGGGGAUGCUGCAGGCCGUCUAUGCUACCGAUGGGAUCCGCCUCCGCCGCCGGGAGUACUAUACCAUGCCCGGCUUCCGGCAGUAUGAGAACAGCACGGGACACAUCCUGGUGCAGUGGUCACUGGGCAGCCCUCUCCAUUUUGCUGGCUGGCACUGUUCCUGGUGUUUCACACCAGAGGGCAUCUACUUUAAACUGGUGUCAGCCCAGAACGGGGACUUCCCCCGCUGGGGUGAUUAUGAGGACAAGCGGGACCUCAACUAUAUCCGGGAGCUGAUCCGGACUGGGGGGUGGUUUGAUGGCACCACCCAGGAGUACCCCCCCGCUGACCCUAAGGAACAGAUGUACGCCCCAAAGUACCUGCUAAAACACUACGAGCGGUUCCACUACCUCCUGGAGAAUCCCUACCGGAGGGCAGAGGUGGCCGGGUGAGGGACGUGGGGCUUGCAUGGGAAAUGAACAACACAGCGAAGGGAAAGAGUAGGGUAUUUCCUCUUUUGGGUUUUUUUUCCUGGUUUUGUUUUCAGCUGGGGUGUAUCAUUUCUCUCCAGUCUCUGCCUCUGGAGUGGAGCUGGGGGGGCAUUAUUCCCAGUCAAGUUCAUGAGGGAAGGAGAAGAAGUGGGAACCUGCCCUGGGAGCAGGCAAAAACAAAACAAAAAAACUUUGGCACAUUCCCUCUACUUUGACUGCUGAGAGAGAGGAGAGUCAUCUCAUCCAAGCAGCAGAUCCUCCUACAGGGAAGGGAUGAGAAGGAGAGAGAACGCACAGCUGCCCUCACCUCUCCCUAUGGAUCAGGGGUGCACACACACAGGAGCCUGGACUUGUCAGUGAACAGGCAGGUGCCAGCAGUGGUGUGUCUGAGAGUGUCUCGUGUGUGCUGCUAUGAGUUUGUGGAUGGGUGAGUGUGCAGAAGCAUCUUUGUAUGCAUCUAUUGUCUCUUUGUUUACCUCUGCAAUCCAAUGGUUUUUGGGUGAGGGUAGCCACCUCUCCUCCAAGGUGUCCCCCUUCCUCCCAGAAUGCAACCUCCUCCCACUAACCUAAUACCAGUACAUCUCUCCUGGGCACAGUUCUCUGUCUAAUGUGCUGCCAUGCUCAGAGCUGACAUAUAGGGGAAGUGAGGCAUAAGGUGGAACUCUACCUUUGCCACCACACUGCCUGCGUUUGCUCAGCCGGCAGAAAAUCGAGCGUGUUGUCCCUGCCUCUCAUCCAGGUUGGAAUGAGCUGCAGGGGACUUCACUAGGGAGGUCAUGUGCUGGUGAAUGUGUGGACUAGCAUGUGCAUGAGUAUUAAUGUUAAUAUGCACAGGUACAGGUAUUUGUGGGUUGGUUUGUCACCAGUAUCAGGUGGAGGAGUGAGUGUGUGUGCAUGUGUGUGUAUGUACGUGUGUGUGUACAAGUGUCCAUAGUGGUGGGAGCAUGGUAGAAUCCAGAAGUUGUGCUCUUUACUUAGGUUUUAAGGAUGUUCAGGGAACCCUCUACAAGCCUGCUGGGUGUAGUGGGAGGCCGGGAAGCUGUGAGCUCUGUGCGCCAGUGCUCUUUAAAGGGACCUGUUCAGAACCAGCUCAGGAUGUGCGGGUAAGGGUAGGCAUGCCUUAGGGAAGCCCUGAAAGCCAAGCUGCUGCAAAGGGAAUGUCCACAGGAGGGACCCUCCCUCCACAAAGUCACAGUAAAAUAUAAAUGCUGUUCAUUCCUUGUCUCUGUGGAGUAAAUAGAAAGGUAAAGGGCAAUCCCCUUCUCCUCCCCCUGAAUCCAGCCUAGCAGCAGGAAAGAACAAGAUGUGAAAUAUAUCCCAGCCUGGUACCUGUCUGGUUACUCCCAAGAUGGGAUGACCAUCCGGGGAGGCUUACUAGGAAAAGCCUACUGGCAGGCUACUCCUGCAGCGCUGUGCUGCUGCAGCAGGGGUGCAAGCUGUCAGGGAGGUGUACAAUCCAGACUUGUCACCAGGACUGUCUAGGCAGAGUUGUGAACAAAGGAAUGUGUGAGAUUAGAUUUAGGAACCAAACAAAUAGAAGCCCAUGAGCUAAGCUCUCUAUCCUUGUUACACAUUUCCACCUCCCAUUGUUGGGGAUAUUCACAUCAUGGCCUGCUUGCUUCCAAGUCUGGUUUGGGUUUUUGAGGCAAUGUCCACCCCUCCCUCUAUUCUCACAAAAGGCUCCCGUGUUUGGGAAGCACAUCAGGGGUCAGGUACAGCAUGAGCCUCCUGUUAGUUAUCCUGACAGAUAAGGGAAUGGAGAAUGAAGGGAGUGAUAGGGUCCUGUUCCAAGCAGGAACUUGGUGGUAGAGAAAGGAACUUAGCAGGAGAAAUUCGUUUUCUUCUGCUCUUCACAUGAAUAACUUCUAAUCGUUUAGGGUAAAGCCAAACCAAUCUGGGUUGUUUGGUUUGUGUGACUAUCCCACGUCUGUUGUGCUUAGUGAAAUAGAUCUCCUCUGAGCUAAACAUUUUACUGUUUUUAUUGCCCCUUUAUUGCAUGUGUGCUUCGGUCAGAAGACUGUGAUGAUGGUCUGUACAUGCAGAAGAGACAGCAGAGGCAGAGUAAGCCUGGAAAGGAGCAGGCUAAAAGUGCAGGUUUUCCAGUUGUUUGUGGGUGUAUGAGGGAGAGGUCUGCUUUAACCAGAGCUGGGUUGUAUAUUAUUUGACGCAGCAAAGAUCUGAUAAGCUACUGGCUCUCUGCCCUCAUGGAUGUUCUGCUUCCCCAGGAAGACUGGUGGUAAACAGAUAACAAUGAAGAACAAUUCUUCUUCCCCUGCAACCCUAUUUUUUUGCCAACUCUGCUGCAGUCGUGUCUAGAUACCCUUUCACCCUCAAAAUGUGUUAGGGCAGUGUUGAACUAUGGAUGGGGCAAGUCUCACUCCUCUUUCUGUUUGCCUUAGUAUGCUCUCCCCUCCUUCAUUGUUUUUAAGGCAUGAACCCUACCACCUGUUAUUCCUGAAGAGGGAUGGGGUCUUUCCAGGUUAUUUAUAAACAAGGGUGGGAACAUGGAUGUUAUUAUUUUUGGAUCAGGCAAGUCCCUCAUACUGGAAGGAAUAUAGGGGAAGGUCCUCCCUGCCCCUGUCACUGGUGUAUGUGUGUUUAAUCCCUGGGGAUGCUUAAAUAAAAAUACUGAAAUGGUAUCCUGACAGGUGCCAGAUACAAAGGAAAUACUGCUCAAAGCUCUGUUUGGUAUGGAGGGAGAAAUGUUCCAGUUCUCUGCUCCACUGCUGUUGUUUCCAGUAUUUUGCUUUACAUUGCUGGGGGGGGGGGGGGGGUCACUGCAAUGCCUUUCAUUUCCUGGAAGCACUUGGAGAAUAAUAGUUUCUCCUUCUCUGGUAGGAAAAUACAGAGGCUCUGACUCAUUCAUUUAAUGUAGCAGGUAUAGGUGGAGCUCAGAGCAGAGCUGGUAUUGAAGUAUCCAAGACCCCGAUACCUCAGCCAGGAUAUCCUCAUGGGGUAGUAGUAGCUGCUUCUGUCCCUCUGGAACCACCUGCCCUUGAUGUCCCCUUCUUACCCCUAUUCUUCUGUGGCUGCUACAGAACAGAUCUGCACUGUGAGGGGCCCUGGAGCUGAUCAUUCCUGGUCCUGUUAGCAAACACUGGUUAGGAGAGGAGUGGGGAAGAGAAAGUGGACUUCACCAACCUCAAAAUUGGUGGCAGGAAAGGAAAGGGCUGGGAGACAUAAGGAUUCCUCUCCCCCACCCCCACCCCCUUCUCCAUCCAUCCCUCAAUCUUUUUAUUCAGAAAGGCCUGUAAUUUCUCUGAGAAGUUGGAGGAGCUUGCCAUUACUGUGAAAACAUAGGAGGAGUUUAAAUUGGCGCAUGAUAUAAUUCCACCAUGGAGAAGAGAGGGAGUAGAUGAUAAUGCAAUACGCUUCAGCAGAGACUAUCCAGACUGCAAGUGAUGGCUACAAAAAGGAAAACCUGAGCUGCAAAUGCAAACCACUGUCCGUCCUCGUCCCUGAGGGAGUGAUCUUGCUUUGUCCUCCAGGAAGCAAUCUGCUGGCAUAUCCCUCAGUGCCAACACGUUCCUUCAGCAUUGCCCAGAGCACCCUCCUUUUGGAAAAGGAAUGUGUGGACUUGCCAAAAAGAAACCAAACAAAGCUCCUUUCAACUCUGUAAUUUAUAAAACGCUGGUAAUAAUAAUAAAUUUUUGUAAGGAUAAAUCAAAUGUACAUUCUGAAAUCAUUUUCUCUGUAAAUGGUUGGAUUUCAUUUCACCCUUAAAGGGAUGCUUAAAAGGAGGAGUUAAUGAUAAUAAAAGAUUUACUAAGUAUGGAGGAAAACUGGAA
This is a messenger RNA of Alligator mississippiensis (American alligator), 6371 nucleotides long. RefSeq names its product beta-1,4-mannosyl-glycoprotein 4-beta-N-acetylglucosaminyltransferase (gene MGAT3). Bases 1039 to 2544 code for a protein of 501 amino acids. The record is from RefSeq and is a predicted model, not a curated record. Gene Ontology annotation, biological process: protein N-linked glycosylation; N-acetylglucosamine metabolic process. Gene Ontology annotation, molecular function: beta-1,4-mannosylglycoprotein 4-beta-N-acetylglucosaminyltransferase activity. NCBI's taxonomy places the organism in Eukaryota, Metazoa, Chordata, Crocodylia, Alligatoridae. Gene Ontology annotation, cellular component: membrane. The transcript has 2 exons.